Molecule: messenger RNA, 405 nt
Organism: Miscanthus lutarioriparius
Lineage: Eukaryota; Viridiplantae; Streptophyta; Magnoliopsida; Poales; Poaceae
Source: the annotation of a GenBank genome assembly
AUGAAACAGGGGUACCUAGAUGAGCAAUUUUGUCAGGUGGAAGACUUGCAGGAUGAAGCUAGUCCUAAUUUUGCGGAAGAGGUUGCCACUUUGUUUUUCAAGGACUCGGCCAGGCUAAUAUCAAAUGUUGAACAAGCUCUAGAAAAAUACCCCAAAGAUUUCAAUAGAUGGGAUGCAUACAUGCAGCAGCUAGAAGGCAGCUGUUCCAGCAUUGGUGCUUCAAGGAUGAAGAGUGAGUGCAUGUCAUUCAGGGAUUACUGUGGACAGGGAAAUGUUGAAGGUUGCAUGAGAUCGUUCCAUAAAGUGAAGAGGGAGCACGGUGCCCUGAGGCAGAAACUAGAGGCCUAUUUCCAGCUGCUACGACAAGCUGGUCCUGCUGGAGCUGCCACCAGGCCCGGGAUGUAA